This is a messenger RNA of Coccinella septempunctata (seven-spotted ladybird), 962 nucleotides long. RefSeq names its product larval cuticle protein A3A-like. The record is from RefSeq and is a predicted model, not a curated record. Bases 282 to 962 code for a protein of 226 amino acids. Gene Ontology annotation, cellular component: extracellular matrix. The transcript has 2 exons. Lineage: Eukaryota; Metazoa; Arthropoda; Insecta; Coleoptera; Coccinellidae.
UUCGCAUUUUGCAAAAUGAUUGCGUAACAUCAACAUUUGAAGCAUACUCGGGAAGUAAUUCGAUAUUAAACGAAAUCAGAUCAAUUACAACCAAAAUGAGCAACAAAACCAGAAUCUGUGAAUGCGAAUUGCUGACCUCAGAAAUGUCGAGGAGGAAUCGACAUUUGGAGUGUGUCGCAAAGAGUCCAACACCGAUAACGUCUUGUUUGGUUGAUUAGUAUAAAAAGGAGAGACGCGGCAAGAAGAAUUAUCAUUCACAUCGAUAUCUGCAUACCAUUCAAAUGGCUUUCAAGUUCAUCGUUUUCGCAGCUGUUUUGGCCUAUGCCAACGCUGGCAACCUCCUCAGUGCCCCAUUGGCUGCUCCUGUGGCAUAUGCUGCUCCAGCGGCCAUAGCUAAAGUUGCCACACCUAUUGCUGUAGCAAGAGCCGAACCAUACGACCCUAACCCUCAGUAUCAAUUUGGCUACGAUGUGCAAGAUUCCUUGACUGGAGACUCAAAGAGCCAGGUCGAAACUCGCAAUGGAGAUCUUGUGCAAGGACAAUAUUCUUUGAACGACCCUGAUGGUACAAGACGUAUUGUAGACUACACCGCUGACUCAAUCAACGGAUUCAACGCCGUGGUCCGCAAAGAACCCUUGGUAGCCAAAGCUGUAGUUGCUGCUCCAGCUGUUGCUGCUGUACGUGCUGCCCCAGUUCUGUCCGCUGCUCCUUUGAUCCGUUCAGCCCCUGUGAUUGCCCAGCCUGCUUUCUCGGCCCCAUUGAUCCGUUCUGCACCUCUGUUGGCUCAACCAGCAUACCAAACUACCCUGGUUCGUAAUGCUCCACUUCUCACCCAAUCGGCCUAUGCUUCCCCAGCUUUCCUGAGGUCUGCCCCCCUCUUGUCUGCUGGACCAGCCCUUGGGUAUUCCGCUGCCUACGGUAGAAUUGCCGGUCCUCUGGGAUACUCCACCCUUAUCCACUGA